Rosa rugosa (rugosa rose) is the source of this 2288-nucleotide messenger RNA. RefSeq lists its product as uncharacterized. The transcript is spliced from 4 exons. NCBI's taxonomy places the organism in Eukaryota, Viridiplantae, Streptophyta, Magnoliopsida, Rosales, Rosaceae. The coding region runs from base 480 to 2288 and encodes 602 amino acids. The record is from RefSeq and is a predicted model, not a curated record.
AGACACUAAUCAAACUUGUUAAGAACACUAAACAAAGAAAACAGCAAAGAAAAGUUACCUCUAGCAAAAACUUCAAAAUCAACAGACCAACAAAAAAAAAAUCAAACAAAAACAGAUAGCAGCAGCACACAUUCCAAUUUCACACCAGCACUUCAAGUAUAAUCAUAUCAAAUCAAGGAAGACACACAAAAAUUCAUCCAAUCAAGGAAGCCACUAUCUAAUGUCUGAGAAAUAAAAUAAAAUAAAUAGAAAGAAAUAUAAUCCGAUAAAAAUACCCAUUGCAAUUGAACAGCCUUAAUUUAACAAGUCGAGGUUGUUUGAUCCAAGGAGAGAUUGAGAGGGCUCGGUCCGACGAGUCGAAGCAAAUCGAAGCCAUUAGAGACGAAAUUGAGACUUUGAAGCUGGAGAUUGAGAAAGGAAGGACUGCGGUUGAGAUUGAGAAGAAAACACGAGCUAGUAACCUUGAGCAUCGUCAAGCUAUGGAGAAUUAUAUGGCUAAGUUGGCUCUCGAAAUCGAAAAACUUCAUGGGGAGUUGGCAAAUGCAGAGAAGAGAGCAAGGGCUGCAGUAGCAGCUGCAAAUCCAGGUUGUUGUUUGGUUGCAGGUUCUGGGUACCCUAUGGCUUAUGGCAAUGCCGAAAUGCUAUAUGGAGGAAAUGCAUACCCUGACCCCUAUGCCAUGCAUCAGGGUUUGAGAGUACACGAGGGUUUUCUUGAAGUUCGAUCACAAAGUGCCGCCGCAUCUGCAUAUUCAGGAAUCUCAGGUCAACCACGGUGCAUGUGGGGGUUCCUUCUCGCUCUACAGUGGGUGUGGUCGGCUUUUGAGACAGUUGUGCUCAGCAUGGAGGAAGUAGUGGGUGACUUUUCUCGGCGCCUUGCUAUCCAAGACGACGACGAUCUGGAAGUCAUAACAGUGGAUGAUCCCAAAUCUUUGAUUGCUGAGAGAUUUUGGCUUGUGGGGAAAGUCCUCACUAGCAAGAAGAUUAACGUGGAAUCGUUCAAACGGAUUAUUAGGAAGAUUUGGUUGACGAAGGAGGAGUUUUCCAUUUUGGAGUGGGAGAGCUCGGAGCGAUUUGUCUUCUCCUUCAAGUCUGAUGGGGAUCGACUCCGAGUUUUACAAGGAAGUCCAUGGUCGUUUGAUAAUUCUUUGCUGGCUUUGGUAUCUUCAGACGGAAUGGUCGACCCGGGGGUUGUUGACCUAACAAGCCAAGACUUUUGGAUAAGAGUAAAAGGGUUGCCUCCUGCGCUGUUGACAGAUAACAUGGGAAGGAAAAUUGGCAGUAGCAUUGGGAGCUUUGUGUUGACGGAUUCUACUGUUACUGGAGAUGGAAGUGGGAGCUUUCUACGGUUGAGGGUGAAACUUCGUCUUUCUGAUCCUCUAAGGAAAGGCAUGCGUCUUCAGUUGAACCCAAGAGAUACACAGUUAAGUAAGCUCACAUUCGAAUAUGAGCACCUGCCUCACUUCUGUCUAUUUUGUGGACUUUUGGAUCAUGUGGGUGCUACGUGCAAUGCAAGAAUAGAGGGAAGGAUAACUGAGGAAAAAUACGGUAGGUGGAAGACGUUGUCUAAAGAUGUCUACUCAAUUGAUUUAUAUGGUCAGUUACAUGGGCGUUCUUUUGGCCUACUACCUAGCAAGAAGGGGUGGUCAGUAAGAGCCCCUGAGCUCAAUGUGUGUGGGUCAAUACGUGGUAGGGAGGACGCGGAAGUCGGGGUGGAUGAGGAGGAUGAAAGAGGGGUACGUAGCCAAGGGUCGUUUGCUUCUUGUUAUGUCAGGAAGUUUCGGAAACUUAUAUGGGAGAAUCAAGUAGAGGAAGUGACAAUGACUGAUACCACUUUGGAGAAAUCACAGAAAGAUGGUGAGGAGGUUGGUAGGAGUUCAGAAAAGAACCAGGCAGACACUUUUUUGUUUAAUGUUCCAAUUUCGACCUGCAGCUUUGGGUUGAAUAGUAUUGGUAAGUCUACUACUGGAGAGAAGGGUGUUAGAGGUGGGGCAAAUAUUCAAGAUGGGGAACACCUUGGCUCCUCCCCAAAGAAGAAAGGCCGAGGGAAGGGUAGGAAGAUAUCGGAAGAUCCUGUAGACUUUAAAAAGAGCAUGAAGAAAGGGUUUUCUUCCUCAGGGAAGGGAACGAAAGGUAAAGGCUUUGCAUUUUCCUGUUCCCCAAGUAAGCGGCUUGCACUUGGUUCUUCGAAAAACCUGUUGAAGAAAAAGAGUGGAAUUACUGAAAGUUCUAGUUCCGGGAUGGGGACGAAAGUGGUGGGUUCCGACACUCGGACCCACCACGAACAAUGA